AGUGUUGCCGCCUAACUAGUCCCCGAGUCCUCGGGCAUCAGACACCUUCGCUUUACCUGGACAGUAUAAAGCAAGUUCAGAGAUGAUUUCUUUUUCUCAAAAACUCGUACAAGAGCGCCAUGUAUACAAUACUGCUCUUAAACUUACUUGAAGAUGGAAGAAGUCCAACAGGACCACCAGUACCACCUUUUCCUCCGUCUAUUCAUGUCAGAAGACAUUUUGGAUUGUUAAAACUACCAAUGACUCCUCAAUCACCAAUAUUGACGAAGUACUGAGCAGAAAGCCCAAGUUAAAGCGAUUUGUUGGCUACAAAGAUGCGAUCACCAAUCCUGUCUUCGUCGACAAGGGCGAACAGGGCUUUGUUUUCCGGUUUAAACACAAUGAACGAGAUCUCUGCCUGAAGUUGUUCUAUGAUUACGAGGACCCACGGCCAUAUCACGAAAAGACCAUCGCUUUGAUCAGUCCUAUUGGGUUAGAAUCACGCGCAUUUGCUCGUCUCUGCGACCUACAUGGAAAAUGGCCACUGGGCAGUGCAGUGUCAUGGAUGGAUGUGCCUCACUGACUCCAAGCUUCAACAGCUUCGGGAAGCAAGUGGACGAGUGAGAAAUAACUGGCGUUGGCAUAAGGUCCGCUGGGGUAUCGUGAAGGACUUUAUCGCCGAUGAGCCGCCGAGCUGUCAAGACGAAAGAUUCCGGCUAAUUAUUUCAAAUUUCUCCGUCCCAAAACGCGGCCAAAUCCUCCCUCGCGAUGUGAAGAAGGAAAAUUAUAGAGGGGAACUGAUUGUAGAUCUAGGAUCUACUGUUACCUUCCCGUUCUAUCGUUACUUCGCGAGACAGACUGAUCUCGAUAAGUUCUUUGAGGCCUUGGACCAAUUUGGAUUACCUGCGUGGGACCGGUAGAAUGUAGUGACAUUGCGGUCCUCCUUUUGUGGCUUCCAAAAUUCUUACCAGAUAGUGGUCCCUUGAGAUUAGAGCCUUGGAAGCCAUGAUUUCAUCUAGAUUCAGCUUCGUAAAAUUGACCCAGCAGGCCUGUUCUAUACAGUAUAAAUUCGGCAUCCUCGCGGAUUGCUUGCGGAUAGAACUUAAUAGUACUGUAGUCUGGGGCCGUACUGCAUAGCCC
This is a messenger RNA of Aspergillus pseudonomiae, 1119 nucleotides long. RefSeq names its product kinetochore Sim4 complex subunit FTA2-domain-containing protein. The transcript is spliced from 2 exons. Bases 510 to 899 code for a protein of 129 amino acids. Lineage: Eukaryota; Fungi; Ascomycota; Eurotiomycetes; Eurotiales; Aspergillaceae. The record is from RefSeq and is a predicted model, not a curated record.